Physcomitrium patens is the source of this 2594-nucleotide messenger RNA. Its product is annotated as UDP-N-acetylmuramoyl-L-alanyl-D-glutamate--2,6-diaminopimelate ligase MurE homolog, chloroplastic. Gene Ontology annotation, biological process: cell division; regulation of cell shape; biosynthetic process. The record is from RefSeq and is a predicted model, not a curated record. Gene Ontology annotation, cellular component: cytoplasm. Gene Ontology annotation, molecular function: ATP binding; acid-amino acid ligase activity. Lineage: Eukaryota; Viridiplantae; Streptophyta; Bryopsida; Funariales; Funariaceae.
CAUUGAAUUUUAUGCUUUCAACUGCAUUUGCGACAUUUUAGGGUUUCGAACAUUGUUUUUGGUGGUGGUGGUGUUGUUGUUGUUCCAGCUCCAGUAUCCGUGUCGGAAUUGCGUGCGAAAUGCGGAGGCCAUGAUUUACCUGAAGGUCGCAGGGUGAUCGCGAGGUGAGCUUGGGCCACACUGCGCCAAGCGGAAUCUCUCCAGUGUCGAAGGUCUAGACUAGUUAUCCUGCUGGUGCUGGAUCGACAUUGCGGAUAUGAAUGCUUUGCAAGCAUACACCGGCUGAGCUUGGCAGCGAUGGCGCUCCAGUGGAUCCAGAAGCCUCUAUUAGCACAAUUUUCUAUUCAUUCUUCCCAUGCAUCCGCUGUACGCGAGCGCCUAUCUUCGCAAUCCGGUUUAGCGAAUUUCUCUUUUUCCCACAAACCAUGUAGCAUUCCUUUAACGCCGUCUGGGAGAUUGAGUGGGCGGGUUGGAAGGUCUAGGUUGAAAAUGGGGUUUGGGGAUUCGAAAUUGACGGAUCGUUCUUUCUCGUUGAAAUCCUCCACUCAUGAAGAGGCUGUACUGGAUCAAACAGACAGAAUGACUCUCAGGAAGCUUCUGAAUGAAGCGAGAGUGUCACCCCUUUCCACCGAGGGCGACCUAGACGUUGAAAUCACUGGAAUACAGCAAGAUUCACGGCUCGUUGCUCCUGGAGACUUGUUUGUAUGCGUGAAAGGGCUGAAGUCUGAUGGGCACCAGUUUGCUAUCCAAGCCAUCGAGAAAGGCGCUGUGGCAAUCAUUUCCCUCAUGGAAGUGUCACUAACUGAAGGGUUGAAGGCUGCUGUGAUUGUCGAGGAUACAAGCGUUAUACUCUCUGCACUCGCCGGUGUAAUUUACGGACAUCCUUCGAAGAAACUAUCUGUGGUAGGGAUCACAGGAACAAAUGGCAAGACCACUACUUCAUAUCUCCUCCAGAGUUUGUACGAAGCUAUGGGGUUGCAAGUAGGACUGCUAGGUACUAUACAGUAUUAUAUCGGCGGCAAGAAUAAGCUUGAGGCGGACCAUACGACACCUGAAGCUCUCAACUUACAGAAUCUCAUGGCCAGUAUGGUGCAGAAUGGAACUGAAGUGUGCAUUAUGGAGGUCUCCUCGCACGGCCUGGUUCUCGGGCGAUGUGAGGAUAUAGAAUUUGAUGUAGCGGUGUUCACUAAUCUUACCCGGGAUCAUAUGGAUUUCCACAAGACGGAGGAGGAGUAUAGAAGGGCGAAAGGUCUACUGUUUGCAAAAAUGGUUGAUCCCGAGCGGCAAAGAAAGGUUGUGAACAUUGAUGAUCCUAAUGUCUCAUACUUUGUAUCCCAAGGGAACCAAGAUGUUCCAGUUGUCACUUUUGGAAUGGGAGACAAGAGUGCAGAUGUGUACCCUCUUGCGGUGAAGCUGUCACUGGUUGAGUCCGAGGUUCUGGUGCGGACUCCCCAGGGGGAUGUUGAAAUUUCCUCGAGGCUGCUAGGGCGGCACAAUGUGUACAAUAUCCUCACUGCUGUCGCAGUUGGUAUUGCUGUUGGGGCGCCUUUAGAGGAUAUUGUUCGGGGUAUCGAAGCAGUGGAUGCUGUGCCAGGAAGGUGUGAACUGAUCGAUGAAGGCCAAACGUUUGCUGUGCUUGUCGACUAUGCACAUACCCCUGAUGCUGUCGCUAGGCUGUUGGACACCGUCCGAGAAUGUGGUCCAAAGAGGAUCAUCACAGUGCUGGGAUGUGGGGGCGAUCGAGAUAAAGGCAAACGGCCAAUUAUGGCCAAGAUUGCUGCAGAUAAGAGCGAUGUAUGUAUCAUCACAUCUGAUAACCCGAGAACUGAAAAACCAUUGGAUAUUAUAGAUGAUAUGUUAGCUGGUGUGGGGUGGUCUAUGGAACAAUACUGCAAGUGGGAAGAGGACAGUUCUUAUCCACUUCUUCCGAAUGGUCACAGACUUUUUUGUCAAGAAAUCCGUUCAAAAGCAAUCCGUGCUGCUGUGGCCAUGGCAGAAGAAGGUGAUGCAGUGGUGAUAGCUGGGAAAGGUCAUGAGACUUAUCAAAUAAUAGGAGAGAUCAAAGGGCACUUUGAUGAUCGAGAGGAAUGUCGGGAGGCUUUGCGACUUAGAAAAUGAUCUACGCGCUGCUGAGGUUGACUCUGGUUUACAUGAAGGACUCCUGAAAGCUACUGAGAAACUAUUAGAGUUUCGGUACAAUGUCCCGCAUUCAGAAGCUGUUGUAGGGCACAAAUAAAUCACCUUUUUCGGUGGAUGGUUUCACCCCACUGAGCGGAUUCAAAUAGUUCCUCCAUAUGAUUAAAGCCGUCUUUUAUCUACACUCUAUUGCUCGUCAGUAACCAUUUCGUAGAGCUUGGAGACAUGCUUUACAUGGUUGGUCUGCUGCCGUGUUCUACCAUUCUGUCCGUGGAGGUGAAUAUUAGUUUAGUUAAGCUGUUUUGGAAGAAGUGUUUACUGUCGGGUUCCAAGAUAGAAUGUAUCUGCAGUUUGAUUGGCGCAUUCCACCUCGGCAGACAUGCAACUAGCGUGAAACAGUUUGAAUGUAAACUUGGUGAAUAGUAAUCUUUCGUUCUUGUUACUUGCGAUUCAUCCAU